AUGUCUCGACUAAAUAUAUGGCAUGCUGUGCCGAUCAACAAGUCGAGUCGACCGGUGUUUCUCGACGAUGAGUACAGCUUGUUUGUCAAAGACGGCGUGGGCAUGUACCAGGGAAAACUGAAGAUCAAUGGACACCAGAACGGAAGAGUCUACUUGACCAACAAACGGAUCAUCUACUUGGAUGCUGACGGGAAGAAGGCGAUUGGGCUACAUUUGAGUGACGUUCUGAGGGCAGAGUUGGUGGAACGGUUCCUACGGUCAUCGCCAAAAGUGAAGGUGUUUCUCAAAGGAGAGGGUAACGGUCAGGAUACGUCUGCUGUGGCUCUGAGCUCCAAUUCGUCUUCAGCUCUGCUUAGAGACGUGACAAGUGCUGUUUGGACAUGCAUGAUCUGCUCCUACAACAACCACAUUGCAACAAAUUACAAUUUAGACAAGAAUGAUCCACCCAAAUGUGUAUCUUGUGGAGUUGCUCCUUCAAGGGGCGUGCUUCGAAAAGCUAUAGAGGAAGCCGUCAAGAAGGAUACAUCCAAGGAAGCGCCGGCCAAAGAGUCAAAGCUGAACGAGUGCCCGCGUUGCACUUUCAUCAAUCACCCAUCCAUGAGGAACUGUGAAAUGUGUGGCACAGAGCUCCGACCCAAGGCUUCAACGAUUGCCAAAAAGAUAGCGUUACAUGAACGUCCCGACUCGCCGCUUUAUCAGAAUCCCUUGGGGCUCACGCUUGAGGAGCCCGAAGAGUAUACCAAUCUCAAACCAUACAUCAAAGUCAGUUUCAGAAAAGGUGGAGAAACCGGCUUUCUCGAACAGGCUACUGCAGCCAUUGACAAAUUGAAAUGGGAACAAUUGGAACAACGUGGCGGCAUCAGCGAUGCAGCAACCAAAAUCAACCAAACCCCAAAAACCGAAACAAGACUCAAAGGAGGAGGAAUCCACAGCUUGCAGCAGCUCGGCGAACAGCAAAGAAAACGAAACGAGCUCGUGUUAUCGCUGCUGCUCGAGGACUUAGAACAGCUCAUGUACAAAGCGCAGGAUCUUAUCAAGGUGAGCUCCAGUUUCGGGUCAUUGAUAAAGAAACAGGGCAAGUUCUCUAAAGCCUUGCCCACAGGAGCCUCUACGAUUCCCCCGAUUCCCGCCAACAAAUUAUCUUCGUUUUACACCGAGGAGCUAGCAAGACACAUUUGCGAGUAUCUCCUAAAUACGGAGCUCACCACAACCACGUCUAUGAUCACACUUCAGGACACUUUUGCAUCGUACAAUCGUUAUCGAAUUUACACACAAGGCUUUGGUACAGAGCUUAUAACUACAGCAGAGUUUACAAAAUGCAUCGGCAUGUUCGAGACCCUCAAUCUUCCUGUGAAAACAAAAACAUAUUCCCGCCUGGGCCUUGUUGUGAUAACCCAAAAGCAGCUGCAGCUGCAAAAAGAUCUCCAUUGGACUAUUUUGGAAUUUCUCAUUGCACAGGACAACCAAUUCACAUAUGACAAAUACCGACUGGAGCUUGAAGGUGUUCAGGAUAAUUACCUAAGAGAUCAUUAUCAGGUGUUCCAUGGAUGCACAAUAACCGAAGUUGCAGACCAUUUUGGUUGGGCACACGCUGUUUGUAUGGAAGAAAUGGAUCGCUGCAUUGAGGAGCUGUUGGUCGUCUACGAUAAGCACAUAUCUGGUACAUUCUACUUUGUGAACAAGUUCGACGAAAAAUUGUGCCUGUUCCUCAAGAGUGAGCAAGAAUUGAAGAAGCAAGCCGAGAAUGACUGCUUGGCAGAGCAAAAGCAAAUCACAUCGGAGCUAAAAACGCAGUAUGACGAGGAAGUGGGCCAAUUGUUGGUCAAUCUCAAAGAAAACUACGCCUUUGGUGAAAUCAUACCUCAACAGCCCAUCGAAAAAGAAGAUUCCCCGCCGAUAAGAAUUCGCUGCUCAUCGAGGAUUUAG
Molecule: messenger RNA, 1926 nt
Organism: Candidozyma duobushaemuli
Lineage: Eukaryota; Fungi; Ascomycota; Pichiomycetes; Serinales; Metschnikowiaceae
Gene: VPS36
Product: ESCRT-II subunit protein
Exons: 1
Coding region: 1-1926 (641 amino acids)
Biological process (GO): protein transport to vacuole involved in ubiquitin-dependent protein catabolic process via the multivesicular body sorting pathway
Cellular component (GO): ESCRT II complex; late endosome membrane
Molecular function (GO): phosphatidylinositol-3-phosphate binding; ubiquitin binding
Source: RefSeq, a predicted model, not a curated record